AUGAACAACUCUGAGCAAGUAACUUUUAGUACUACAGAUAUUAGAAGAAAAGAAGACCUUAUGAGAUACUCUCAAAAUGAAAAGGAUAUGAAAAAUUUUGAAUGUUAUGAACAAGCUAUUUUACUAGCUAUUUUAAAUCCAUUUUGUGGAUUCAAAUUACAAAAACCAUUUAAACAGUCAAUUACAAUUACAAGCAGACCAGAAGUAGUUUGUUUGUAUUUUGAUUAUGAAGAAAUAGAAAUUAGAAGACUUGCAGAACAACAAUGUGAAUUAUUUGCUCUUCAAUCAACUACUCAAAAUGUCUCUGAAAAAACUCGUAUGAGAAGAUUUUCUAAGAAUCGUUCAACAUUUACUUUAAAUUUUCUUUAUGAUAUUUGUCUUGAAUAUGGAUUUUUCUUCAAUUCAGUAUUAUCAAAAAAAUCAAAGAAAUGUUUUCAAGUUGAGAGAAUCCAUCAAAUCUUUUAUUACAACAAGUUAUGGUAUGGUUACGACGAAAUAGUUUUUCUUGGUCAGAAAUUAAACUCUUAUUUAUUUUCUCUUGUUCGAGACCAAAAAGAUAUUGUUGUUCCACGUGGAGAUCCCUAUAUUCAAAAACUAGCACUAACAAAUUUUUGUCUAUGCCCUACUCUCUCUAAGUGAUU
Molecule: messenger RNA, 641 nt
Organism: Entamoeba histolytica HM-1:IMSS
Lineage: Eukaryota; Evosea; Mastigamoebida; Endamoebidae
Exons: 1
Coding region: 1-639 (212 amino acids)
Source: RefSeq, a predicted model, not a curated record